Molecule: messenger RNA, 849 nt
Organism: Cladophialophora carrionii CBS 160.54
Lineage: Eukaryota; Fungi; Ascomycota; Eurotiomycetes; Chaetothyriales; Herpotrichiellaceae
Exons: 1
Coding region: 1-849 (282 amino acids)
Source: RefSeq, a predicted model, not a curated record
AUGCACUGGGCCAAGAAAGAGACCGACCCUCGCACCGGCGAGGCAGUCUUGCGUCUCGGCAAUAACAGAAUCCUCAAGACUCAUUGCGCCAACACCGAGUACCAAGCCCUGAUGCUCAUUGACCGGCACACUUCUGUCCCCUCGUACAAGGUCCUAGCGGUGUACAACAGACCCGAAGGCAAAUUGGUCGAGUACGAGGCCUACCCAGGGAAGCCCUUACAGGAAUGUUGGUCUUCAAUGCCGGCGCACCAACAGAACAAGAUAGUCUCACAGCUGGGGCGCUUUGUCGAACAACUGAGAAAGAUGCAGCCACCAAAGCAAUGCGUAGUAGGAGAUGCCACCCUUGGUGCGGCCCUGGACCACCGGUUUGGCUCUGGGAGAAUAGGGCCCUUCUUCUCAAUCGAGGCGUUUCAAGAGUUUGAGCGCAGAGGCCAUUCAGUAGACGACUUCCCGGAGAAAGAGAUUCAGAUGGUUCAUGCGCCCAAGAAGCCAUACCAACUCAAAUUCACUCACGCCAGCCUUUGUCCUCAGAACAUCCUGGUAGAUGACGCCGGACGAGUAACAGCCUUGGUCGGAUGGGAAUCGUCUGGAUGGUACCCUGAAUAUUGGGAAUAUACUCAAAUGUGCCACUUGACCCCAAAGACCAUGGGAGAUUGGCUCGACGCAAUGUGCAGAGUCGUCCCUCGAUAUGAUCAAGAGCUGGCUUGCGAAGAAGCAUUACGGGCACGAUAUACAGGCUCCAUAUAUGAUGCACCGAGAAGUGUGAGGGCUCCAAGCCCUUCACCUAGUGAGCGCCAUGCAGAGCAGCAGGAGAUUGACGACAAGAACACCUCCGAUACAAGUGGAUAG